Puccinia triticina is the source of this 1365-nucleotide messenger RNA. RefSeq lists its product as uncharacterized. The transcript is spliced from 4 exons. Bases 1 to 1365 code for a protein of 454 amino acids. Gene Ontology annotation, molecular function: O-methyltransferase activity. Lineage: Eukaryota; Fungi; Basidiomycota; Pucciniomycetes; Pucciniales; Pucciniaceae. The record is from RefSeq and is a predicted model, not a curated record.
AUGUCGGAAUCAGCAGCGCAACAACUCGUGAAUCUCAUUGCGAAGGCAGUCAAAGACAUUGAAGAAGACAUUUCAGCCCGAAUCCCAGGUGGUGCACCCACGGACGUGAACCUGCCUCAAGUUGCUCCUGAAGACAGCUUGCCCUUAACUUCGCAGCGCAGAGAUGCCAUCCGAACCUUGAAAGCAGCUACACACCAGCUACUUUCUACUUUAACGCCAGUCGGCCUACAAGUCCAAGAACUCCAACACUCCCAUUUUCAGACCGCUGCAAUAGGCAUUGUGGUAGAAGGUCGGAUUGCAGACUUGAUUCACUCUAUCGAUCCCGACUCAAGCAAAGGAGGCGUCGAUGUCGAACUACUGGCCCAGAAGGCGGGGAUGGACCCCCGAAAGCUAACGCACACCUUGCGUUUCCUGGCCUUGCGGAAUGUGUUCUGCGAAUUGGCUCCCAAUCACUGGGGCAACACUCGAUCCUCGUUCCCUCUGCGGACCGAUUCACCGAACAGCCAAUGGAAUUACCUCAAGACGAACAGAGAACACACCGCAAUACCGGCGUUAACCGAGCUUCCUGCUGUUUUUUUGGACUCCGAAGGUGGGGGGGCCAUGAGCUGGGAUCUUCCUCAGACUGCAUUUCAAAAAUGCUAUAAGCCCGGUUGUGGAUUUUUUGAGUUCUUGGAAAAAGGGGACAAUGGUUUGAAGGCGGAGAUGUUUGGGAAAAGUAUGAUCGAGAUGGCCAAGGCUACCAGUUCUGGACCAGCGGAUUACCAACCAUUCCAUUGGCAGAAACUGGGCCCGACCGGUGUCAUGGUUGAUGUGGGAGGUGGGAUCGGUGGAGCUGCGUAUGAUAUUUAUACGUUUCUGCCCAGCUGGAAGAUAGUGGUACAGGACCGACCUGAAAUAGUAAAGAAUGGGAAAGAAAACUAUAGGCAAAGUCGCUCAUCAGCCGACAUUGAAUUUGAGGAAGCGGACUUUUUCAUGGACCAGCCUGCGCAUCGGGCUGGAAAGGCAGAUGUUUACUUCCUUCGACGUGUUCUGCAUGAUUGGCCGUUCACGUCUUGCGUCCAGAUUUUAACCCGCUUACGACGCAGUGCGAAGCCAACGACGCGUUUGUUGGUUUGUGAGACAGGCCUCGUGCCUGGGCUAGUUGACCCGGAUUCACCAAUCCUCUCGAAUGGAGGGAUGUCUUCAUCCUUGGCCCAUAGUUUAAAUCUCUCUAUGCUUACUCUUUUUAAUUCGGAAGAACGUAGCAAAGAAGAUUUUGAAGAAAUCUUUAGCGCGUCUGGCUGGAAAUUGCAGUCGGUAACUCCGCUAGCUUCAUUCUUAGAUUGGUGCAUCUUUGAAGGAGUACCGAAUCCCGAUUUUCAGUAA